This is a messenger RNA of Fraxinus pennsylvanica, 675 nucleotides long. NCBI's taxonomy places the organism in Eukaryota, Viridiplantae, Streptophyta, Magnoliopsida, Lamiales, Oleaceae. The record is from the annotation of a GenBank genome assembly.
AUGCAGAAAACGGCACAGAAGUGGUUCACCGACAGCCCGAGUAACGAUCUUGACAGAUCUUCUUCUCUGCUUGCGGACUGGAAUGCUUAUGCCGCUUCCAAGGCUGGUGACGCCGAUUCAUCCGGCCUCGGAUUCGAUCUGGAAGCAGCCGUUCGUACCGCCAAUGAUAAAGUCUCAGGCACUUUCAACGUGGUUUCUAAAGGUGUAAUGGAUUUGCCAGGGAAUUUUAACUCUGCCACGAGUAAUGUCCCUUCUGCAAAGUCAAUGAUGUACUUUGGAUUGCUCCUCGCUGCUGGUGUCUUCUUUAUCUUUAUUGCAUUCACUAUAUUCCUUCCUGUAAUGGUGCUGUCACCUCAGAAGUUUGCUAUCUGCUUUACUAUUGGAUGUGCCUUCAUCAUUGGUUCAUUCGUUGCUCUAAAAGGUCCAAAAAAUCAGCUUAGCCAUAUGUUAUCAAAAGAGAGGCUUCCUUUUACAUUGGGAUUUAUUGGCAGCAUGGCGAGUACAAUUUAUGUAUCCAUGGUGCUUCACAGUUAUAUUCUUUCCGUUUUCUUCUCUGUGCUACAGGUCCUUGCACUGUCUUACUAUGCAAUCUCCUACUUCCCCGGUGGAUCAACUGGGAUGAAGUUUCUCUCUUCGACCCUCAUGUCUUCAGUACUCAGAUGCUUUGGAAGGUGA